Molecule: messenger RNA, 540 nt
Organism: Suillus paluster
Lineage: Eukaryota; Fungi; Basidiomycota; Agaricomycetes; Boletales; Suillaceae
Exons: 3
Coding region: 1-540 (179 amino acids)
Source: RefSeq, a predicted model, not a curated record
AUGGUCCUCCUUCGGAGGACCUCCGCUCCAACAUCCUGGGCACAUACUUGGGUAAGGGGUGCAGCAUACGAGCUGAAGCCAAGCCCCUCAGACUUUGUCUUACCCCUGAGCACAGUCUUAACAGGACCCCUCAAAGUUGCAAAACUUGGAUGCAACAGCCUUGCUGAACUGCUGAACUGUGCAGCAGGUGGCUCGGGUAGCGCCAGGACCACUGUCAGCUCAGAACAUCAGGCAAGGAGUGGGACACCCGCUUCCGAAGCUCGCCCAGUGAGGCCGGCAAAGCCAGUGCAACAGGCUGCUGGUGCGCUACUGGGGUCACAGAUGGGAGAUCUCCUGGCUGGGUUGACUCAUGCAAAUCGAGCAGUCGACCAUGAAGAUGAAGCUGUGACUGAGGAGGAGACAAACACAUCCCUGGUGCCAAAGGGAAUCCAGCGACAGAAACAGGUGAUUGUGGGACCUCUGAGGAGAACUCGAAGUAAGACGAUGGAAAAGCCAUUGGACAGUACUAGGAGAGUCACUAGAGCGAGGGCAGGGAAGUAA